AGGACACACUAUAAUAAUUAUGAUGGCAGGAAUGUGGCAAUACUUUAUUAGUGCACUUGCAACAGAGAAUUGCCUAACAGCAAAACCACAAUAAUAUUUAGAUAAUUAGCCUAAAACCCUAAACCUCUGGGAGUGGCUUAGUGGUUAGGGUGGUGGCUUCGUAGAUCAUUAUUAUUGUAUGAUAGAUAAGGCAUGGGUUCGAUUCCCUCUUGGGGGACUUUUCUUCAUUUCUUUAAAGUAAUUUCCCUAACUUUUGAAUGCAUCAUACUCUCAAGUAAAUAAUCAAGUUGGGGCGUCACCCGGUUUCUGUGAAACUUCGAACCGGGUGAUGACCCAACUUUCCCUUUUUGGUAUAAGAGAGGAUUUCUCAGGUUGCUACUUUUAUGGAGUUGAAGUGCAGCCAAUAAUAUUAAACCAGUGGUGUGUGAAUGAGGUGUUCACGGUUGGCUGCACUUCAUUGUAAGUACAUGUAUUGUAUAUCCCAUUAUCUACCACAGCAUUAGCUCAACCCACUAUGCUCAAGUCAUUUCCUGCAUUUAAUGCAAUUAGUACUAGUGAUCUUAUAGAGAUUGGUGUGAAUAGCUAGCUACACUGCACUAGUAGCUAGUUAUGGAGUGUCCUUUGACUGUGUACAAGAUUGAAGGAGUGGACUUCUCUUGCGAGGAUACAACGCAUGGAUGUUUCUACUAUUCCAAGGCCUGCACUGGGAGCCUGGCUGGCCUACCUUGCACUGUCAAGCAGAUUGAUAAGAGUUUAUUGAAUGCUACAGCCUCUCAUGAUGUGAUCCAACGCUAUGCAGAUUAUUGUUCCAAGAUAUUCACUCUGAGGCAUCCACACAUAGUCCUAUUCCUAGGUCUCUCCUAUAAGACACCAGCCAGUGUGGCAUUAGUCACUGAGCUACUACCAAUAACCCUGGACCAGGUUCUCAAGGUCUACAAUCGGCUCCCUGAUGAGAUACAUUACUCCCUACUGAGGGAUGUGUCCCUGGCCCUGGCCUACCUCCACUCUCUGGACCCCAACAUAUCACACGGAGAGUUGUGUGCUAAUAAUGUACUACUCACUGGGGAUAUGACGGCUAAACUGUCUGAUAUUGCCAUCCCUUUUGUACUCCAGUUAUCACCAGCUGAGAGGAAAAGAGUGGGAGCACUAGCGCACCUUGCACCCGAGCUAUUGCUAGACUCUGCUAAACUAUCCACCAAGAUCGAUUGCUUUGCAUUUGGUGCUCUCGUUGUACACAUUUUGAGUGGCAAGUAUCCUGAGAGCCUAUCAUGUGACCCCAAUGCUGACCACCCAUUGGACGGAGUGAAUACAGAGCACCCUCUGGCCAGCCUUGCAUUGCAUUGUCUCAGUAAGGUCCCUGAGUUACGACCAACCAGUGCACAGAUUGUAACCAUGGUUACAGAGCUAAUGCUACAGUUCCCUAGUCCUUCAUUCGAGCGUCGAGUUGAACUAUUGAACCGUGCUAUGAAAGUGAAUCAGUCGAGGAAAUCCAGUUCAGACAAACCGAGAUCUGUUGAACGCAAGGACAGCAUUAUCACAUUGUCCAAUAGCAUUGAAAUAGAGCACCUCAAGCUACAGAUAGAAGAGCUUCAAGUGGAGAAUCGUGGCCUCCGUACGUCCAUUAAGAAACAAGCGAAUGUGAUUAGUGCACGAGACCAAGAAAUGGCUGCUAAACUGAUGGCCAAGGAUCAAGAGAUUGUGUCUAUUCAGCAAGAAAUGGGAGCACUAGAAUCAAGCCUCUCCUCAUACAAGGCCACCAUUGCAGUCAAGGAGUCCUCACUGAGUGGCCUGGGAAACCAACUCAAACACCUGCAGGAGUACAUUGCCAGCAAACAUGAGGCUCACCUUUUAAGCCCACAGGCUAAGUUCCAUUGGAAGCAAUUAUCUGGAUUGCCUCAAGCCAUGAUCUUUGCUCAAGCGGUGCGUGUAGGAGGUGUGGUCUACUUUGGCAGUGGGACCACCACUAUGAGUGAAGGGGAGCGCUGUAAGAUGUUCUCCUAUCAUCUAGCCACCGACCAAUGGAAGUCUGUCGAUAAUUGUCCUGUGGUUGGCUUUGGUAUGUCCAACUUCAUGGAUCAGCUCACACUGGUAGGAGGAGCCUAUGAGAGUACAGGAGAAGCUGAUGGUAAAGUGCCCUACUCUCUGACUGGAGAUGUCCACACAUUCGAUGACUCUACAGGAGAUUAUGACACCUCUCUGCCUGGCAUGCCCACUCCUAGACUACUGCCUACUCUCAUCACCUAUUCCUCCACUCUCAUUGCUUGUGGUGGGGUGGUCCUGGACGACAAGCAUGAUAUCUGUGUCCGCUCUGUAGAAGUGUAUUCCAGUGAGAGUAGUCAGUGGUAUAGAGCAGAGCCCCUCCCUCUGGCUGUCACCGGCAUGUCUUAUGCCACUAUACACAACCAUUGCUAUCUACUGGGAGGAUUCACAGACACUGAUUUUGAUCAUCCCACUAAGCGUGUGUUUGGUGUUCCCUUACAACGCCUUGUGGAGGAAGCUCUUACACAUAGUCGCGGCUUUGCUAGUAGUGGAGCUUCAGCUUUGGAUAGCCCAACUCCCAACCUAUGGCAGAGGGUCCCUGAUGCACCACGCUAUGCUGCCACUGCCACAACUAUUGGAGGCUGUCUAGUAGCAGUGGGUGGCAGUGAUGAGAGCUUGGAGCACAAGUCUGGAGCUCUACACGCUUACUCUCCUCUGAGCCAUGAGUGGCUUCGUAUGGACGAUAUCCCAGUCAAGUGCUUCUCUUGUGCAGUGGUGCGACUGCCAGGGUCUGAACUAGCUCUGAUUGGAGGAAUGGGGGAAGAUGAUGAAGAGCCUCUCAUGACCGUGUACAAAGGGCGACUGACAUUGGACUAAUGAACCCGUGUACUCUAUAAUAAUAGCUAGUGUUAGUUUAAUGUGUCACUCAUUUCUCAUCAAUCACUGUACACAUGUUCUCAUGUUCAAUAAUUAUUCUACAAUUGUUCA
Messenger RNA from Halichondria panicea, 2967 nucleotides. RefSeq lists its product as uncharacterized. Gene Ontology annotation, molecular function: protein serine/threonine kinase activity; protein binding; ATP binding. Gene Ontology annotation, biological process: protein phosphorylation. Lineage: Eukaryota; Metazoa; Porifera; Demospongiae; Suberitida; Halichondriidae. The record is from RefSeq and is a predicted model, not a curated record. The transcript has 3 exons. The coding region runs from base 610 to 2856 and encodes 748 amino acids.